Dichotomopilus funicola is the source of this 1938-nucleotide messenger RNA. RefSeq lists its product as uncharacterized. Gene Ontology annotation, cellular component: retromer complex; endosome; retromer, tubulation complex. Gene Ontology annotation, molecular function: phosphatidylinositol-3-phosphate binding. The transcript has 3 exons. The record is from RefSeq and is a predicted model, not a curated record. Gene Ontology annotation, biological process: retrograde transport, endosome to Golgi; intracellular protein transport. The coding region runs from base 1 to 1938 and encodes 645 amino acids. NCBI's taxonomy places the organism in Eukaryota, Fungi, Ascomycota, Sordariomycetes, Sordariales, Chaetomiaceae.
AUGGACUACAGCUCAUCAAUCCACGACCCCGAACAACCCGCCGAAACGUCCCCCUGGGGGAACUCGCCGAGCUCGUCGCCCCGACAGACCCAAACCGUGUUCGGAUCCAUCACGGCCGACGCUCCCGGUUCACCUUUCCGGUACCCGAGCUCGAACACUGGCCUCAGCGACGACGGCGGGUUUGGUGGGAGCGACGUUGAAUACAGGCGGCCGGAUACUGCGAGCAGCACCGUAUCGCAGCCUACCGAGCCUCAAUCAGAAGCACUAGCACCGGCCGAACCGAUUCCUGAACAGCAGGGAUUUGUGGGGGGUCAGGGGCCUCAGUCGCCGCAACCGCAGGGGCAGACGCAAGCGCAAGCGCAGACGCAGAUGCAGACGCAGCAACAGCAAGGUCAUGGACAGCCGACGCAGGAACAGCAGCAGCAACAGCGGCAGCAGCAGCAGCCCAGGAAACCUCCGCCGCCGCAGUUCAAGCUGCAGGCCAAGAUCACUGGGCUUGAGCGUACUGGGCGCAAGGACCCAAUUUUGCGAUUCGAUGUUCAUACAAACCUCCCGGCCUUCCGGACCACCCAGUACCGCGAUGUGCGCCGUCUCCACUCCGAGUUCAUCAAGCUCGCCGAACACCUUAUCUCGGCCAACCCCGAGGCCAUCGUGCCAUCUGUCCCUCCCGCGCUGACCUCUGCCGGCGCGGGCACCGAGGAGGAUGAGAUCCGCAUCAAGGCCCUCUUACAGCGGUGGUUCCACUAUGUGUGCAGUAACGAGGUGCUCAUGCGUGACGACGAGAUGGUGCUUUUCGUCGAGAGCGACUUUGGGUACAGCCCGAUGGUCCGCAAGAAGCAGCCGGCCACGGGCGUGCGCCGCAAGAUCCUCAAGCAAUUUGCCCCGCCCCCAGACGAUACCCCCGAGCUACAGGAAGCCCGGCCCAUUGUUAAGCUGUUUUACCUUGGAUCUAUGGAUGCUGGCCACAAGGUGGACAAGCUCGUCAAGUCGAGGAGAUGCCUUGGUCUCUCGGAAUCCGACUUUGGCGUCAAACUCGGGGCCAUGAACGUCCAAGAGCCACACCCCGGCCUGGCCAACGCGUACCGUAAGCUGGGCAAGAUCGUCCAGACCGUCGGCGACUACCACGCAGCCCAGGCGACCGCAGAGGCCACCACCAUUGGCGACCCCUUCCAAUACCACUCCCAAGAUGCCUUCGUCGUCAAAGAAACCCUGACCAACCGCCAAAUCCUCAUCCGCGAGUUCCUCCAGGCCCAGGAGACCACCCGCUCCCGCCUCAACGCAGCCGACCGCAUCAAAGCGUCCUCCAACGUCCGCCGCGAAAAGGUCGACGAAGCCAUCGCCACCCUCGACGAGGCCCGCCACGCCGAGUCCGCCCUCUUCCAAAAGACCACCCGCGUCACCCAGAACCUCGUCCACGAGCGCCGCCGCUGGUUUAACCGCACCGCCGCCGACCUGCGUCUCGCCGUCCGCGAGUAUGUCCUCCGCGAGAUCGAAGCCGAGCGCCGCACCCUCUCCCUCCUCGAAUCAGUCCGCCCAGACAUCCGCUCCAUCGACGCCAGCGGCGGCCUCAGCCGUCUCGGCCGCGAAAGCCAUCCGCCUGCUGCGGCCGCUGCCGGCCGCCGUACUGCGCUGGCCGCCAGCCAGGGUCCCAAGGGCGACGCCUGGAGUGGCGUGCCCCGGCGCAGCGUGGACGCACUCACCCGGAGUGUCUCGGGGAGCUUGGUAGGCAGCGGGGCUGAGGGAGAGGAGGGAGAGGGGGCCGGUGGUGAUGAGCAGGGCGGUUUGGGUGGGGCUGGGAGUCCUGGCGGUGAUGGUAGUGCAAGGUCGAGAGCGCUGAGCGGUGCUGCGGGACGGAUGCAGGGUGUGCUGGAGGAGGAUGAUGAGGACCGGGUGGAUGCGCGGAAUGCUGCGAGUCGGUUGGCUGCGAGCACUUUUUAA